This is a messenger RNA of Medicago truncatula (barrel medic), 1668 nucleotides long. Its product is annotated as pentatricopeptide repeat-containing protein At1g62670, mitochondrial. The record is from RefSeq and is a predicted model, not a curated record. Gene Ontology annotation, molecular function: protein binding; mRNA binding. The coding region runs from base 1 to 1668 and encodes 555 amino acids. The transcript has a single exon. NCBI's taxonomy places the organism in Eukaryota, Viridiplantae, Streptophyta, Magnoliopsida, Fabales, Fabaceae.
AUGGCAUUCACAAUCGUUGCAACGAAACUUACUAUGACAAAGUUAUCAUCAAUGUUAAGGUACGCAACUCUCUAUCUUCUUCCCACUCCCAAUUCGUAUCUUCUUCGUCGAUUACACAUUCAGCCACUUCCUUCGUUCAUUAAUAAUGUUGAUGAUGCCGUUUCCUCAUUCAAUCGCAUUCUCCAUAUCAGUUCCACACCCGUCUUUGAAUUCGGUAAAAUUCUAUCUUCACUUGUUAAGUUGAAUCAGUUCAACACCGCUGUUUCAUUUUCUCAUCAAAUGGAACUCAAAGGAAUUCAACCUGACAUUGUUACAUUAAGCAUUUUGAUUAAUUCUUUCUGCCACUUGAAUCAACUCAAUUACGCUUUUUCUAUAUUGGGUAAGAUUCUUAAGCUAGGUUAUCAGCCAAAUACUGUAACUUUAACUACACUUAUCAACGGUCUUUGUCUUAAUGGUCAAAUUAGGAAAGCACUUUACUUUCAUGAUCAUGUUAUAGCAAAAGGAUUUCAUCUUAAUCAUGUUAGUUAUGGGAUCUUGAUCAACGGGUUAUGUAAAUCCGGAGAAACAAAAGCUGCCCUACAGUUGCUUGAAAAGAUUAAAGGGUUUUUGGUUAAGCCUGAUGUCGUUAUGUACAACACAAUCAUUGACAGUCUCUGUAAAGAUAAGCUUGUUAGUGAUGGGUAUGAUUUAUAUUCUGAAAUGAUUGUUAACAAAAUUCAUCCUAAUGUCAUCACUUACAAUACUCUAAUAUAUGGUUUUUCCAUUUUGGGUCAAAUGAAAGAAGCAGUUGGUUUGUUAAAUCAAAUGUCGAUGAAAAACAUCAGUCCGGAUGUUCUUACUUUCACUACAUUGGUCGAUGGUUUAUGUAAGGAAGGAGAGGUGAAAAAAGCUAGAAAUGUGUUGGCUGUUAUGAUAAAACAACGUGUGGAACCUGAUAUUGUUACUUAUAGUUCUUUAAUGGAUGGUUAUUUCUUGGUUAAAGAAGUCAACAAGGCCAAACAUCUAUUCAACACCCUUUCUCUAAGGGGAGUGACUCCUAAUGUUUUUAGCUACAAUAUCAUGAUUAACGGAUUAUGUAAGAAUAAAAUGGUGGAUGAAGCCGUAAAUCUUUUCAAAGAAAUGCAUUCGAAAGAUAUGAUUCCUAACACUGUAACAUACAAUUCCCUUAUUGAUGGACUUUGCAAAUUAGGGAGAGUAUCUGAUGUUUGGGAUUUUAUAGAUGAGAUGCAUGAUAGAGGUCAACCAACCGACAUAAUCACUUACAAUUCUUUAUUUGAUGGAUUGUGCAAAAACCAUCAGGUUGACAGGGCAAUUGCAUUAUUAAAAAAGAUCAAAGACCAGGGAAUUCAGCCAAGUAUGUAUUCAUACACUAUACUUAUUGAUGGACUAUGCAAAAACGGAAGACUUGAGGAUGCACAAGAAGUUUAUCGGGAUCUUACGAUUAAAGGCUAUCAUUUAGAUGCUAAGAUGUAUACUGUGAUGAUUAAUGGGCUUUGUAAAGAAGGGUUUUUCGAUGAAGCAUUGUCCUUACUCUCAAAAAUGAAAGACAACGGUUGCACUCCUGAUGGUGUAACUUAUGAAAUUAUUAUUCGUGCUUUGUUUGAAAGCGACAGAAAUGAUAAGGCGGUGAAACUUAUUCGUGAAAUGAUUGCUAGAGGUCUACUCUAA